AUGGCCUUGGCUAGGAUGAUAAUUGUUGAUAAACUACCUUUUAGGUUUGUUGAGCAUGGCGGGUUCAUUGAUUUUAUGACAGAGAUAAAGCCUAGGUUUGAAGUUCCCUCUUGUGUUACUGUUGCAAGGGAUUGUCUUAGUCUUUACAUUAGGGAGAAGGAGAGUUUGAGAAAGGUUUCAAUGGCUGGUCAAAGAGUGUGUUUGACAACUGAUACUUGGACUUCAAUCCAAAACCUUAAUUACCUUUGUUUAACUGCACAUUAUAUUGAUGUUGAUUGGGUUUAUCAUAAAAAGAUUUUGAAUUUGUGCCAACUACCUGAUCAUAAGGGUGAGACCAUUGAUGGGCUAAAAGACCUUAAUGAGUCAAUCGUUAAGGUUUGUUAUGUAGUGAGGUGGAAUUCAACUUACUUAAUGUUAGAAAGUGCACAAAAGUUUGUGGCUACAUUUGAAAGGAUGGAGGAUGAUGAUGGAAAUUUCCUUCGUUAUUUUGAGGAUCCAACUAGUGGUCCCCCUCGGUUUUUAGAUUGGGAAAAUGUAAGACUUUUUACAAAGUUUCUUGGUAUGUUCUAUGAGGCAACUUUAAGAUUUUCUGGUUCUUUGUUUGUGACUACUAAUGUGUAUUUCCAUGAGCUUGUUAGUCUUCAAGACCAAUUAAAUCAAUUGCGUAAUGGUAGGGGUGAUCCUUUGUUAAAGGGUAUGGCACAAAAGAAUGAAAUUAGACAAUGGUAUCACAAGGAGAAGGCUAAUGAGUUAGGAUUGAGAGUUAGGGAUGCUUUGAAUAGGUUGUACAAGCACUAUAGUGGAGCAAUGGGGACCCCAUGUGGUGCUAGUGUCAGCGGGACUAGUGAGUCUGGUGGUAGUGAUGUUGCUGCCAUAUCCUCCAUUCUAAGUGGCUUUAGUAGUGCAAAAGAGAGGAUGAAGAGGUAUAAUAACAUAUACAAACAACACUUAGCAGAUGAGGAUAGUGUAGAAUGCAAAUUUGAAUUGGAUAGAUACUUGUUAGAAGCUAGUGUAGAUUCAGAGACAGAAGGCUUUGAUAUUCUUGAUUGGUUGUGGGUGAAUUUUUCAAGAUAUAGGAUCCUUUCUCAAGUUUCCUGUAAUGUUUUGACAAUUCCAGUCUCAACCGUUGCAUCAUUAGCACAGGGGAUCACGCUUUGGAUCCUUUCUGCAGCUCAUUAUCUCACAAUACGGUUGGAGCUUUGA
Messenger RNA from Quercus lobata, 1203 nucleotides. RefSeq names its product zinc finger BED domain-containing protein DAYSLEEPER-like. The transcript is spliced from 4 exons. Lineage: Eukaryota; Viridiplantae; Streptophyta; Magnoliopsida; Fagales; Fagaceae. Bases 1 to 1203 code for a protein of 400 amino acids. Gene Ontology annotation, molecular function: protein dimerization activity. The record is from RefSeq and is a predicted model, not a curated record.